Messenger RNA from Tauraco erythrolophus (red-crested turaco), 405 nucleotides. Lineage: Eukaryota; Metazoa; Chordata; Aves; Musophagiformes; Musophagidae. The record is from RefSeq and is a predicted model, not a curated record.
GCAGAGGAGCCCAAGGUGGGGAUCAAGACCAUCAAGAUGUACUGCCAGAGGAUGCAGGAGGAGAACAUCACCCGCGCGCUGAUCGUCGUGCAGCAGGGCAUGACCCCCUCGGCCAAGCAGUCCCUGGUAGAUAUGGCUCCCAAGUACAUCCUGGAGCAGUUCCUGCAGCAGGAGCUUCUGAUCAACAUCACCGAGCAACAGCUGGUCCCGGAGCACGUUGUCAUGACGAAGGAAGAAGUAACUGAGCUGCUGGCCAGAUAUAAGCUGAGGGAGAACCAGCUCCCCAGGAUCCAGGCUGGGGAUCCCGUGGCCCGGUACUUCGGAAUAAAGCGCGGUCAGGUGGUGAAGAUCAUCAGACCGAGUGAGACCGCGGGCCGCUACAUCACCUACAGACUGGUGCAGUGA